This is a messenger RNA of Sebastes umbrosus (honeycomb rockfish), 3684 nucleotides long. RefSeq names its product gdnf family receptor alpha 1b (gene gfra1b). Gene Ontology annotation, molecular function: signaling receptor activity. Gene Ontology annotation, biological process: nervous system development. NCBI's taxonomy places the organism in Eukaryota, Metazoa, Chordata, Actinopteri, Perciformes, Sebastidae. The transcript has 10 exons. The coding region runs from base 460 to 1965 and encodes 501 amino acids. The record is from RefSeq and is a predicted model, not a curated record. Gene Ontology annotation, cellular component: signaling receptor complex; external side of plasma membrane.
UCAGUUUGUCAUCAGAGUGGAGGACAGUCUGGAUCAAACAGGGGCUUGUUUUUGUCUUUCCAACCUGCGGAACGGAAUGGAUUUUUUUCCAGCUUUUUUUGGAGGAUGUAUCAAAUAAACACAGUCCGAUCAAAGCAGUGAUGAAGUUAAAGUUAAAUUAACACCUUAAAUCUAGUUGGUGCUGAUUAGUUUUACUAUGAUUUUCUGACUCUUUUUGGUCGUAAAGUUUCGGAUCCAAAACGCGGACGGAGCAGAGAGGAGUUGAUGGGAGCAGCAGAGUGGAGAGUGGAAAUGGUCUCUCUGUGUGUCUCACUUGUUCGCACGAUGUGGUUUUAGCUGGCUGCACUCAGGUCGAGAGUUUUUGGAUUGUCACUGUUGGAUCUACAACCGGAUACAUCAUCAACAACACCUGAACUCACAUCAUCAUCAUCAUGUGCAACAACCCGAAGAAAAGCGGAUAUGUGUGACAAAUUGCUUUUAAACUCAGAAAAUCCUCUUUUACGCAAUCAAAAGUAUCCUAAAAGCGCAAUGAUUUUAACAACUUUAGUCAUGAUAUUGUCCUUCCCGGACUCGGUGUUCACCUUGAAGGCUGACGGCAGCAGCUCGUCGUCCUCUCGGUCAGCCCGUCUGGACUGCGUCAAGGCCAGUGAACAGUGUCUGAAGGAGUACAGCUGCAGCACCAAGUACCGCACCAUGAGGCAGUGUGUGGCCGGCAGGGAGAGCAACUUCAGCGCGGUCACCGGUUCGGAGGCGCAGGGAGAGUGUCGCAGCGCCAUAGACUCCAUGAAGCAGAGCAACCUCAACAACUGCAGGUGUAGGAGAGGCAUGAAGAAGGAGAAGAACUGCCUCAGGAUCUUUUGGAGCAUAUUUCAGAGUUUGCAGGGUAAUGAUUUGCUGGAGUACUCUCCGUACGAAUCAGUCAAUAGCCGGCUCUCAGAUAUCUUCCGCCUGGCCCCCAUCAUAGCUGUUGAGCCUGCAUCUACAAAAGAGAACAACUGUCUGAACGCUGCCAAGGCCUGUAACCUGAAUGACACGUGUAAGAAAUACCGCUCGGCUUACAUCAACCCCUGUACUAGCAGGGUGUCUGCUUCGGAGGUCUGCAACAAGCGCAAGUGCCACAAGGCCCUACGACAGUUCUUUGACAAGGUCCCAAGUAAAUACAGCUAUGGGAUGCUGUUUUGCGCCUGUCCAACGGGGGAUCAGACGGCAUGUGCAGAACGCCGACGACAAACAAUUGUACCCAUCUGCUCCUAUGAGGAUAAAGACAAACCUAACUGUCUGUCUCUUCAGAACACAUGCAAGACAAACUACAUCUGCAGGUCAAGGCUGGCAGACUUCAUCAGCAACUGUCAGCCAGAAGCUCACUCCAUAUCCGGCUGUCUGAGGGAGAGCUAUGCUGACUGUUUGCUGUCUUACUCGGGUCUUAUUGGUACGGUGAUGACACCCAAUUACAUGCGAUCACUUGGUAUUAGCCUGUCACCAUGGUGUGACUGCGGCAGCAGCGGGAACAGCAAGCCAGACUGUGAUAGAUUUGCUGAGCUUUUCACCACCAAUCGAUGCCUACGUAAUGCCAUCCAGGCAUUUGGCAAUGGUACUGAUGUUGGAGUUUGGCAACCCCAACCGCCCAUUCAGCCUACUGUGCUAGAGCCUAGCAUCACUCGGAGGGGUAAAGACCGAACCAAUAACGGACUGGAUGCACUGACAGACAUGACCAAACUGGAUCUUGAUGACAACUCAUUAUAUCACAUCUGUGGGACCUUACAGGCCCAAAAACUGGUGUCAAAUCUAACAGUGGAUACUGCUCAAUGUGUGAACCAUCAACUGGAUGAGUCUAAUGACUCAAACGCCAUUGCCAGAAGCUCAGCAGCUGACCUCACCGGCUUACACCCCUUAAGUAUGCUCCUCGCACUAGGCUUUGCUUUAACACCAAUACCAUUACGGCUGGAAGGUUCCCAGCUUUUGUAGGAUCUAAGGACUACGGAUCAACACUCUUCUCUCGAGAAGUGAUUCAACUCAUUUUGAUUUAAACAUUUGCCAAAGUUUGCCACCUGCAUUUUUUCUUGAAAUGGAAAUGAGCGUCACAGCGCAGUAAGAGUGCUGAAAUCAUAGACGAACGGUGGAUUAUAUCUGAGGAGUCCAUGUUGACUGUUGCUGAAAACAGACCCGCUGAAUCUGUUGCUGUGAUAUCAGCUUGUUUGCCUUCCAUGCCUUGUGGGAGCAAUUUGGUGACUUCAAGAAUCAGAUUCAUGCUGAGGAACACUCAUUUUUUCAGAGUUAAACCCUGUGAUCUGAUAAACAUGUGAAUAAAUUCACUUCUUUUGGAAUGUGUUGCAAUCAGUGCACAUUUGACUGAACGGACUGCCAAUGUGCUGAACAGUCUUUUGGAGAUAAAGCGGAUUGUCCUCUGCAUAACAUGUGCUUGGAUUUGUCCAGCCAAUUAACCUGCUUUAGUUCAACAAAAGGAAAACUAAGUGUUGUAUAGAAGUGCUGAUCUAUAAUAUGUCACAAGGGACAACUAACACAUUUCAUAGACACACUGAAUGGAAUAUUAAAUAUUUGAAGUCAUUUAAAAAUCCCAUAACAUAUUGUCAGAGUAUCCUCAAAGGACAAAGACAUAUCAGCCAGAGGAAAGUAACAAUUUCACUUCUACAUGUCCGGUACUAGAUAUAUAGAUCAGUUUUGUAGAUUUAUUUGAUUGUUAUGGUGGUUUGUGGCCUCUAAAAGAACAUUUUGUACAUAUGAUACAUAAAGUGUACACUCUAUUACAGUAUGCUGCCGUUAGCUUGUAACAUAUUGUCUGUAAUGUUUUUAAGAGUAUUUGUUAGUAUCUGGUGACUGAGGCCUGUCAGCAUUAUCCAGUGUAGCUAUGAUUUAUAAAAAUGUGAUGGGGUACGGUUCUUUAAUCAUGUGGUUACAGAUAUGACUAUUGUGUGAUUAUAUUUUGAUUGCAAAGUGCAUAAUGUUAUCUUAAACAGUAUUUUUCUUGAGGAAUAGCAAACUAUCUGUAACAGCAACAACAUAAAGAAUUUACAAAAAAGUGUUUUUAAAUGGCUUAAACAAAGUAAUGUUAUUUUUCUGUUCUAUUGAAAGUGAAAACGUUGUGACGGUUUGAUCCAGAUUCUUCAGACUGCCUGUUUGAUUUGAUUUUGUGGUCGAUAGCAAAAUGACAGGGGUUUGAUUUAUUAAAGAAUGUGUACAUAUCCACAAGUAGAGCAAAUGCCAAAAGACAAAAGCCAGUAGACAUAAAUUGCUAGCAAUUACUACUGAUGCAAAUGAAGGACAAGAUGAAAACACUUCCAUAGAUAUUUAAAUGACCCCCUAAUUAUCGAAGACAUUCAAAGAAUGUACAACAUAAUGACAAUGAACACUGAAAACUUGUUUUUAAACAUCCUUGCCAUUUCUAAAAAUGUGUGAAAUGUGUCCGUUAAAAAUCACUUCCAUGUAGACAUCUUAAUGAUGCACUUCUUUUUCUAGAUUGUGUAUCAGAUUUGUUUUUGCUUUUAAAGGUUUCGGUAAAAAAAAAUACUACAUAACUGUUUAUCUAAUUUGAACUAUGGAUAUUACCAGCAUAAACUUGACGACAUCUCAUAUAGGAGGCCACUUUUAUGUACAGGUAGCCAUGAAAAAUUUAAAAUUUGGUUGUUCAGUGUUUGCCAAACAGCUGAAAUAAAAAUGGUGAACAGA